UUUUGUUUUGAAGGGGAGGGAGCAAAGGCAGAGGGAAGGGAGCUGGGCUACAUCUGCACGGAGAAGCAGAGAACUGAAGGUUGAUCAAAUACUUGAAAUUCCGCUUCCGUCUGAGGGGCAGCCUCUGAUUAAAGUAAGGACUUUCUUUAGGAUUUUCUUCUCGUUCUCUCUGUCCCUCAAUCAAUCCUAAAACAACGGGAUUUAGCAAUGGCUUCUUCACCCCAGAAAUCUCCGUCCACCCCCAAAUCUCCUACCGGUACCCCUAAAUCGCCUCCUUCAAGAAAGAAAGAUGACUCCUUUCUCGGCAAACUUGGAGGGACUUUGGCAAGGAGGAAAAAAGCGAAAGAAGUCUCUGAACUCCAGGAGGAAGGGAUAAAUGCUAUCAACCUGCCUCUCAGCCCUAUUCCUUUUGAGCUGGACCCCGAGGAUACCAUGCUAGAGGAGAAUGAAGUCAGAACAAUGGUUGACCCAAACUCCAGAAAUGAUCCCAGACUUCAAGAACUAAUGAAGGUAUUAAUAGACUGGAUCAAUGACGUGCUGGUUGGAGAGAGGAUAAUUGUGAAGGACGUGUCGGAGGAUCUGUAUGAUGGACAAGUGCUCCAGAAGCUGUUUGAAAAGCUGGAGGGCGAGAAACUGAAUGUGGCUGAAGUGACCCAAUCAGAAAUCGCUCAGAAACAGAAGCUGCAGACGGUUUUAGAGAAGAUCAAUGACACUCUGAAAGUCUCCCCCAGGAACAUCAAAUGGAAUGUUGACUCUGUCCAUGCCAAGAGCUUGGUGGCCAUUCUUCACUUGUUGGUAGCCCUGUCCCAGCACUUCAGGGCACCCAUCAGACUACCUGAUCACGUGUCUAUCCAGGUGGUGGUCGUUCAGAAACGCGAGGGAAUUCUUCAGUCUCGCCAGGUUCAAGAGGAAAUCACUGGCAACACUGAGGCUUUGUCAGGGAGGCAUGAAAGGGAUGCCUUUGACACGUUGUUUGAUCACGCACCAGACAAGCUGAAUGUCGUGAAAAAGACCCUGAUCACAUUUGUGAAUAAGCAUUUAAAUAAACUCAAUCUGGAGGUUACUGAAUUAGACACUCAGUUUGCUGAUGGCGUCUACCUCGUUCUUAUCAUGGGACUACUGGAGGGCUAUUUUGUUCCUCUGUACAACUUUUUUCUCACGCCAGAACACUUUGAACAAAAGGUACAUAAUGUUUCCUUCUCCUUCGAACUGAUGCAGGAUGGAGGUUUGGAAAAACCCAAACCCAGGCCAGAAGAUAUCGUGAAUUGUGACCUGAAGUCAACUUUGAGAGUGCUCUACAACCUGUUCACCAAAUACAGGAAUGUGGAGUAAACAGGAAGUGACUAGGGGUGUGUUUCCAGAGCAACGACCUCUGUCCGACUCAAGCUGUUUGCCCCGCCUUCCUGUCUCAGUCAAUGCAAUGGAAAACAGCCACAGUACAGAUACAGUAGGUAACUGUGUGGCUCAGUGGUAAUAUAAGUCUCAAGACUCUAUAGUGCCUAUUUCAAAGAUAAGGGACCACAGAAUGUAAACAAGGCAAUAAAAUGAGGUCCAUAGGAACAAUACAACAGUAUUAUAUAGUAUACACCCUAAAUCAUGAAUAUAUUUUACUAUCAGAACGUGUAAAGUCAUUGGUUGUAAGUUCCUUCCUUGUAGUAUUUUUAUGGUAAAAUCCACUGGUCCCAUUUCUUGUGCUGAAGAUCUUUGGGUUUCUUGCCUGUUUAUGCUUUAUACAGAAAGUACAGGUUUGUGUAGAUUGAAAAAGUUGAAGUUGUUUCUUCCUGGCAUCUACUGUAAGGAGACUGGAGUGAAAUUGCGUGACAGUACAGCACAGAAUGUGGUUUCAUACUUUAGCAUCAUCUUUGAAAUGCCUCCAAAGUCUACAAGGAAAUGUAAAAUAACAAAUAAUCAAAGGAACAUAAACAUAAAAACAGGCAUAUGAUUCUAUAUGCUAGUCCUAGUGAGAGGAAAGGAAAUUAAAUGGCUUCCGAAGGUAGCUAUACCAUAUCAACAACUAAUUGAAAUCCCAGAAAGCAGGUAACUGUUUUACUAAACCAAGAAUGACAGUCUUUCACAUGAAAAGCACUAAUUUGGUUCACUACUAAGAUCCUUUCCUCUGAAACUCAGUUUGUUUAGAAAUUAAUAACUACACCGGUAUAGUUCUUAAAAUAUUAUUAUUAUUUAUGAAUUUGAAUGAUCAUUUGAAGAGGGUCCACAGAAGAGGAUCAAUUGUUAUAUUUUAAACUAUUAAAACCUUUUUUUUUUUCAAUAAAAAGACUCUCAUAUCAUACUAAAUAUACUUUCCCCAAAUUGGUACAACUUACCACUGUGCUGAUAGAAUUUUUGUGGACAGUGUAUUAACAAUACAUGUGUAUGUCUCCAGACUGACUCUGUAUCCAGGUUACAUGUCUAAUGGAUAACUUACUGUAUGAAAAUCAUGAUAUUUGCAUUGGGCUUUGGUUUGUGUUUUUCUUUUUCAGUAUAAAUCGUGGCUAAGGAUA
Messenger RNA from Acipenser ruthenus (sterlet), 2501 nucleotides. Its product is annotated as alpha-parvin. NCBI's taxonomy places the organism in Eukaryota, Metazoa, Chordata, Actinopteri, Acipenseriformes, Acipenseridae. Gene Ontology annotation, cellular component: focal adhesion; actin cytoskeleton; cytoplasm. Gene Ontology annotation, molecular function: actin binding. The transcript is spliced from 13 exons. Gene Ontology annotation, biological process: substrate adhesion-dependent cell spreading; establishment or maintenance of cell polarity; actin cytoskeleton organization. The record is from RefSeq and is a predicted model, not a curated record. Bases 208 to 1332 code for a protein of 374 amino acids.